Messenger RNA from Rotaria sp. Silwood2, 636 nucleotides. The record is from the annotation of a GenBank genome assembly. NCBI's taxonomy places the organism in Eukaryota, Metazoa, Rotifera, Eurotatoria, Philodinida, Philodinidae.
AUGGAAUCAACUCCAUUUUUUAAGAAGCGUUAUAAUAUUGGGAAAAGUUUGAAAAAUAUGCUUAUGGGUUUUUUCACUGAAUAUGAAACACCAAAAUUAGUUUUAAUACAUAGUGCAAAAUAUGCUGGUUUACUUCGUAUUAUACAGAUUAUUAUUCUUAUUUAUUCUGUAAUAUAUUUACUUAUAUAUGAAAAAGGUUAUCAAAAACAAGAUACUGCAGUUAUAUCGUCAGUAACACUUAAAGUGAAAGGUAUUGGUUAUGUUCAUGCGCCAGAAAACAGAACCAUUAUUAUUGAUGUAGCAGAUUAUGUUAUUCCACCAUCGGAAAACAAUGCUAUAUUUAUAAUGACAAAUUUUAUUCAAACUGAUCAGACACGAUCUAAAUGUGCUGAAAGUAAACAAGUUAAAAAUGCAAUAUGUACAAAUGAUGGUGACUGUUUGAAUAAACCAUUUACACCAAAUAUGAAUGGACGUUGGACAGGUCAAUGUUUACUAUUACCAGAAAAAAAUGUAUUCAAUGAAACAACAAAUAUUACAAAAACUACAACGGGUUUUUGUGAAUAUGCAGGUAGACCUUUUGUUUUUAGAUUACAAAAAUUAACAAAGAAUGUUUUGUAUAUUAAUGAAAUAGUUUGA